This is a messenger RNA of Physcomitrium patens, 2673 nucleotides long. The record is from RefSeq and is a predicted model, not a curated record. Lineage: Eukaryota; Viridiplantae; Streptophyta; Bryopsida; Funariales; Funariaceae.
GUGUGCGGAAGCGCAGGGUAUUGUUGGAUGUGUCGUAGGGUUGCCCCGCAUUUAAAAAAAACCGUCGUGCUCUGCAUUCUUCAGGCUGCGUUGUUCCUUUCACUGCUGCAGCUGUUGCUAGACUCGCCCUUGAUGGUACGAUGCCAAUACUCUGGCCCUUGCGGUCGCUACCCACCUCUCACAUCGCUACCUUGCCCAGGGAGCUGAGAGAGCACAUAGCGUUGUGUCUCCCCUGCCCCCCCUCCUCUUGUCAUCGCUUCCAUUGCACAGCUUCAAGGUUUUGAAAAAUAAUGAUCGGCGAGGAUGGGUGUAUAUUAGUGUUGUGGAGGUGUUGAGGAUGUUGGAGGGAAUGAUGGUGCCAAUGGGUAGAGCAAAGGCAGCAUGACCAUAUAAGGAAUGUGGGUCUAUUAUCUGAAAGAGUCUUAGGUUUUCCUGAGGUGUCUCCUGAGGCGUCUCCGAGGAAUUUGAGAGGCUAGAAUCGCGCAUCCAGUGUGGUUUUUUUGCUUGUAGGUGAAAAGGGAAAAAAGUGAUUGGAUUUGUAUGGCCGGUUUUUUUCAUGCUCGGCAGGCUGGCGACCUUGCUGUGGGCAAGCCUCCACUGCACAAGUACCCCAAGAACCUCUCGGUGGGAGAGGCCUUAAGAGCUCUCAAGAAGAGCAGUGACUUGGAGCUUAGCCUUUGGGAAGAGUUAUGCCCACUCACGGAGAAACCUAAACAGGAAGCUGCUCCCCUAGCUCAUGGCACUGCGUGGAAGGGUCACCGCCAUGUUUCUUCUGACCAUGCCUUGGGGAACGGGACCGACUCUAAUGGUUACAAGGUCUUUAGUCAAGGCUUGUGGAGAUGUGUGGGGAAAUUGAGCAUGGUGGAUAUCACCUGCUUCCUAGCUCGUGAUGAAAGCUUGGCGGAUCCAAGUGCAGCUCUUCGAACUCCCGUCUCAGCCAUUGUUUCAGAAAGUGCCUUCACCAUCGUGCACGUGGACUCCAAAAGCAAGUUAUUCGAUGCCUUGGCUCACGUCCUCGACGGUGUGCACCAUCUUGUCGUCUCCAUUGAUCAGUCCGUCUCAAACCGGUUGGCUCGCUACAACAGCAUGCCUCGCUCUGCGAGAGUAGCCCAUCAUGCAAUCCUAAAGCCAAAUGAAGGGAAAUUUUUGGACUCUCGAUUCUCCCUUCCGACUAAGAUUCAAGCCGAGGGACCUCAGGAGUACUGUUGGCUAACGCCAGAGGAUAUCCUCCAGUUUCUGUUAAGCUGCAUCAGCUUGUUCUCCCCUCUCCCUAUGAUGACCAUUCAACAACUCGGAAUCAUCAACAUGGACGUACUCUCAGUGAAAUCAGACGCUGAUGUGAUUACCGCAUUGCCUUUGAUACAACAAGCCGCCAGAAAUAUGACUGCUGUUGCCGUUGUCGAAGUGGAGGAGGAGAACGUUGUGGACUUAAAACUUGUUGGUGAAAUUUCUCCCUUCACCAUGAAAGGCUGUGAUGAAAAAGCAGCUCUGGCCCUCGCAACUCUCUCCGUGAGAGACUUUUUGGCGUUUUCCUGCGACUGCGAAUGUCCUCCCAACUCUCUGGUUGAGCGUGUGGAGUCCAGGAUAUGUGAGAAACUGGAGCACUUGCAAGUCUCUAGAACUGAAUCUCUUUUGGCGGAUACUGAUAGCCCACCUUUAUUUGCUUCCUCUCCAGUAGGCAGUGUCUCAUCUGUCGGUCCGCUUGCUUCAAUGUACAGCUUCGACAGCGGGGAGGAGUCAUCUUCCUCUGACGAAGACUGCAUUGGGCACUCACCCACCGGUCCAUUCGGCUCCUCGCACAGAUCGUCCUAUUCUUACUACAAGGGAAGAUUGGCUCCUAACAUGUGUCGGCCAUGGAGCUCUCUGGUGGCAGUGAUGGUGCAGGCUCUCACUCACCGAGUGGGCUACAUCUGGGUCACCGACAGUGACAACACCCUGAUUGGAAUUGUGACAUACUUGGAUCUAAUCCGAUGCAUUCUUAGCCACCUACACUCAUCAGAUUAAGGCCAUACUUACUGCUUCCAACUCAACUGAAUGUCGCAGGCUUGAUCUAUCUUUUCAGUAGUUGCGCAGCCAAUAUUUGACUGCCCGCAGUUAAUAGCUUCAGAGAUUAACCGUCCAUUAAUUUUUGCUGGAGAGUUAUAUAAUAGUGGCGCAGGCUAGUGUAACCUUGCGCUUGCGGAUUCCUCUUGCUACCCUUCCUCCCCCCACCCAUGUACCAUACUGUAACCGAGUGAAAUUUGAUACUUUGGAGCUUCCUGUCAGCUAGCUUACAAAGCUCUGAUGCAGCGACUGGCUUUGUAAUCUUUGCGCUUACAGAUCCCCUCCUGUGGCUACUUUUUGGACUGCGGUGCUUUAUUAUUUCUUACAUGAAGCUCCUCGUGGUGGCAUCUCAUCCAAAGAGAAUGAUGGAGGAGAUCUUUUUACCAUUCUUCUUGAGGCAGGUUGUGCUUCGCGGCCAGAGUUAGUCCGUUACCUCAGGCUUAUUUCAUUUUCAGCAUGCUUGUUGUGUUCUAUGUCCCGCUUCUUGGCAAGAGUUUACAUUUCACUCUGCAACUUGUCCAACCAACAAGUUGUGCUAUCUCCUGCCCUCAUUUUGUUACACUCUUCAAUCCUGCAAAACAAAUUUGCAUUAUAUUCUGCUCAAUUCAGAUAUUAACAAACUUUCGUUGA